AUGUUCUCACGAGAGAAGCUUGACGAUUUAUUUUUUGUUUUUGGUGCAGAUCUCGGUACGGCGGACGAUGGGAAAACGUUUGACCCGAGUUCACUCGACCCAAACAGAUGUGAGAGCUGCUAUGGAGCGGAGACUGAAGACCUGAAAUGCUGUAACACGUGUGAUGAUGUCCGGGAGGCGUACCGGAGGCGCGGCUGGGCUUUUAAGAACGCCGACACCAUCGUUCAGUGUAAGAGAGAAGGAUUCACGCAGAAGAUGCAGGAGCAGAAGAACGAGGGCUGCCAGGUGUACGGCUUCCUGGAGGUCAACAAGGUUGCAGGAAACUUCCACUUUGCUCCAGGAAAGAGUUUCCAGCAGUCUCACGUCCACGUGCACGCUGUGGAAAUUCACGACCUGCAGAGUUUCGGCUUAGACAACAUAAACAUGACCCACCUGAUUAAACACCUCUCGUUCGGGAAAGAUUACCCCGGCAUCGUGAACCCUCUGGACGACACGGACGUCAACGCACCUCAAGCAUCAAUGAUGUACCAGUAUUUUGUGAAAAUCGUUCCUACCAUCUACGUAAAAACUGACGGAGAGGUGGUAAAAACAAACCAGUUUUCCGUCACCAGACACGAGAAAGUGGCCAACGGGCUGAUAGGAGACCAGGGGCUGCCGGGCGUCUUUGUUUUAUACGAACUGUCCCCGAUGAUGGUUAAAUUCACAGAGAAACACAGAUCGUUCACACACUUUUUAACAGGAGUGUGUGCCAUUAUUGGAGGAGUAUUUACAGUUUCCGGUUGAUCGAUUCGCUCAUCUACCACUCAGCUCGAGUCAUCCAGAAGAAGAUAGAGUUGGGAAAAGCCUCCUAACAGCGCCCCCUGCUGGCCCUCCACGGUGAAAGAGAAAACAGACAGGAAAGAAAGGACAGAGGGAGAAAGGACAGAGGGAGAAAGGACAGAGGGAGACAGAGAGGUUUUAAAUCCGCCACGUUUUCGAUUCCUCUCUCUCUCUUUUCGUUCUGGAAAAAGCACUGAAGAGGAACUUUUGGGGGGGUUUUGCUCUCCGGUAACGGAGGGUUUUUUGUGAUUGAACUCGAGAGGAAGCUUCUUUUUCUUCUUCUUCACGGAGGACGGGAACUUCACUUUCUUCUUUAACGUCCUGAUUCACAUUCGUUAGAGGAUCCAAAGGGGUGAGGAUGAGAGGGAGGCUUUUUGGGAAGGAAUACGUCACCCCAAAAUUAUUCAUUUUCAUAUCAGUAACUCUUUUCUCCAUUUAACUUGUGAAGAACCACCAUAUAUAACAAGUUGUGUGAAGUUGAUUAGACCUUUUUUAGGGUCAAA
Notothenia coriiceps (black rockcod) is the source of this 1322-nucleotide messenger RNA. It is a transcript of the gene ergic3, whose product is annotated as ERGIC and golgi 3. Gene Ontology annotation, cellular component: COPII-coated ER to Golgi transport vesicle; endoplasmic reticulum membrane; endoplasmic reticulum. The coding region runs from base 1 to 783 and encodes 260 amino acids. Gene Ontology annotation, biological process: endoplasmic reticulum to Golgi vesicle-mediated transport; retrograde vesicle-mediated transport, Golgi to endoplasmic reticulum. NCBI's taxonomy places the organism in Eukaryota, Metazoa, Chordata, Actinopteri, Perciformes, Nototheniidae. The record is from RefSeq and is a predicted model, not a curated record. The transcript has 10 exons.